Temnothorax curvispinosus is the source of this 2858-nucleotide messenger RNA. Its product is annotated as tudor domain-containing protein 3-like. Gene Ontology annotation, molecular function: protein binding. The record is from RefSeq and is a predicted model, not a curated record. The transcript has 11 exons. Gene Ontology annotation, cellular component: nucleus. Bases 385 to 2469 code for a protein of 694 amino acids. Lineage: Eukaryota; Metazoa; Arthropoda; Insecta; Hymenoptera; Formicidae.
CGAGCCUGCAAGAUGGCGACGAGUGUUUUCAGAGUUGUAUAUAGGUGCGGUUCCUUCGUCUGAGCGAUCUCGUAGUUGUCGCACCAGUGUGCGACACUCCGUUUCUCGCGUGGUAGGUAGUAGGCCGUGCCCGCGAGAAACAGCCUCGACGGAAACUGGGAGGUGCCCGCGACCAACGAGUCCGUCGAACUCGGGGGAAACACGAACCUCCUGCAUCGAUCCCCUCGUCGCACCUUCGAAAACGCGUGUCAGCUGUCAGAUGUUUGUAUACGCGCGGUCGUGUGUGGCGCGUCGCGAAUUCACGGACCGCACGCAAUAGCGGCGUCGAUUUCAUGAGGCACGACCGGCUCUUCGUUCGACAAAGAGAGAUAGUCCGGCAGAAACAUGGAGAGCCUGGAGGCAUUGGGAUGGUAUCUAUCUGAUCAUGGUUAUGAUGUGGCCACUGAUUCAGGUAGCGUGGUGGACACGCAGAAGAUAGUAAAACGACUGUUGGAUCUCGACUUGAGAGAGAUUGGCAGCGGGAAUGGAGAUAUUAGUCAGGGCAAUAUUGUGUUGCAAAUACAAAAGAUACGUAAUGUAGCUACGCCCAAAGGAAACGAAGAAUCGAGAUCAGUUCCGCGGAUGUUGAAAUUAUCGUUGACAGAUGGGAAGAAUAAUUUUCAAGCCUUAGAAGUUGAACAUAUAUCGGCUUUAAGUUUAAACACGCCACCUGGUACAAAGAUACUGAUAAAAUCAGGAACUCUACCUGUGUCACAUGGACUUUUUUUAUUGACACCGGUGCAUUUAAUUUACAUACUUGGGGGAAAAGUUGCCAGUUUAGUGGAAAAAUGGGAAUUAAAUAAGAAAUUAGCUUCACAUACUCGAGUAAGAUCUGCCGAGGAAGGUGGGCCACCACCGUGGAUACCAUUUGGUAAAAAAAUCGUAAAAGUAUCCGAGCAAGAUAAGAACUUCAAAGCUCUGGCAGAAAAAGAAAAACCUAGCAAGGAGAAUACGGAGUUUGAAGCUCAGCGCAAGGAUGCGAUAGCGGAAGCUGCCAAGCAAGGCAGUAAGAAAGUAUUUGGCGGCGGGACUAAACAGCUAUUGGAUCAUAGCGUACAGAAAAUCGUGGAUCGUGGAUUUACCAUAGAGCAGGCAGAAUACGCUUUGAGAGUUAAUAGAAAUAACGUGGAUAAAGCACUGAGAAGCUUGCAAAAGACCGACAGAUAUAAUAACGCCAAGGAAUCUCGCGAACCACGAGAGCCGCGUGGCAAACGGGAAAAGAAAACCGAGGACAGUAAACCAAGCAGCGGAAAAAUAUCCCUAUUCGACUUUCUCGAGGAUAAAUUACCUGUACAACCUGAGAGCGUCGAAACAACUAAUUUGUCUCAAAACAGCUAUAUACAAAAUAACGAAAGUAAUCAAGAUCGUUUUGAAUCAAGAGGUUUUGAUGCACAAAGUGGAAGAGGUGGACGGAAUCAAAAAGGUGGUCGUGGUGGUUAUCAACCACCUCCGAGAUAUUCAGAGGACCACAGAAAUAAUAAGCGAACAAAUAACAGUAACUCCGCCAUGUAUUCGCAAUAUAACGGUGCUACUCAUGCACCGCAGAACAAACCGCCGCGAUUUCAACGUAACCAGGAACCUCAAUAUCAGUAUCAACACGACGGAGGCAGAGAAACGUAUCAGAAGUCUUCUCAGCCGAUUGAUUACAGAAAUACGUUUGCUCAGUCGCGUACAAGUAACGUAAACGCCAGUGAUAGCGGUAACGAUACCAGAAUCCAGACUGAGGGAAAGAAUCUCGGUAGUAACAGAAACUAUAAUCACCUCGAGCCGGAGGCCAGAAAUAGGCAUUCUUAUGAUGCUUCUUAUAAUAGGCAUAAUCGAGCUCAGCAAAACGGAACCUCUAAAGUAUAUUCAUCUAAUACAACUGAACAGAAUUUUAAGAGUCAACCUAGAUAUCAGCCGAAUAGUAACGUUGGAAAUAGGAUGGCCAUGAAUCCCAACAUGCAAAGAAAUGAGAGUAAUUACGGUAGCCACAACAUCAACAGUACAUGGGUAUGGCAAGUAGGUGACAAGUGUAUGGCCAAGUAUUGGGAAGAUAAUAGGUAUUACAAUGCCGAAGUCACUGGCGUUUCUGAGAGGACUUGUGUAGUGCAAUUUAAGGGAUUUGAAAACUACGAGGAAGUGCUCCAGGUGGAUUGUAUACCGAUAACGGACGACUAUCAGAUUCAGGAUUAUGUUUCGGAUACGAGACGGCAAGAUCAGCGUUCUAACAAUCGACAGCCACGUUACGAUCAGAGUUACAAUCACAUAAAUGCAGGUAUGGAAUUUCGACGAGGAGGAAGCGGUGCCGUUGGCGGGAAUAAGGGAUACAAUAAAAAACGAGGUCAGCAACGGAGUACGCAACCAAUUUAUCAACCGCCAGCGCAAAGAAGCCACAAUUCUCUGCCAAUUAAUAAUCAAAAUAAUACUCAACAUAAUCCUUUCCUUUAACUCUAGUCUCGCAUCUUUAGUAAAGAAAAAACUAAAUUCAGAUCUUGCUAGGUAUUGAGGCAGUUGAAUUCGCUACUGAGGAUUGAUCUAACAGGUUGCUACACUAAUGGAGAGUUUAGAUACCGUUUAUAUUAACCGUUGAUAGGCAGCGAGUUGUGUGCCACAUUUGAUUUCUAUUAGAGCUGAAUUGAAUACGCGAUAACUUAAUACGAAACAAGUUGGUUUUUCACGAAGAGGAAAAAUUAGGAGGCUCUUAUUGUAAAAUAUCGACUGUGUUCCCAAAAUAUUGUAUUAUUUGUAUUGUAGAAAAAUUAAUUCUUACUACUGUAAAACUGGGCAAUGUCUGUACCUCGUCCACUUUAGCUGUAAUACAGUUCUAAUGAAAUCUC